GCCCCCGCGUGCCUGUCGGGUAGUCUAGAACAGGACCUUCUACGCUUUUCACGUACGCUUAAAUUCGUUGCAAUAUACGUCUUUCCGUUUAUCUUUUAACGUGGUUCUUCGGCAAGUUUUUGAAGCUGGUUUGGCGAGAGAAGAUGUAGAACAGAUGACGUGAAGCAAAAACACAACCCAUACUGAAAAUGGAUAAAUACGAGCACGUGAUGCUUGUCGGGGAAGGAAGCUACGGGGUGGUCAUGAAAUGCCGCCAUAAGGAACUCGACCAAAUGGUGGCCAUAAAAAAAUUUCUGGAAACCGAGGAAGACGCCACCAUAAGAAAGAUGGCGUUGCGGGAGAUCAGGAUGUUGAGGAGACUGAGACACGAGAAUCUAGUGGCCAUCAUCGAAGUUUUCAGGUACAGGAAGCGUUUCUAUUUGGUGUUCGAAUAUCUGAACGGUACCAUCCUGGACGAGCUGGAAAAGAUGGGAGGCGGUCUGGGCGAGGAACAGUGCAGGGAGAGGCUGUAUCAGAUCAUCAGAGCCAUAAGUUACUGUCAUUCGAAUCAGAUCAUCCACAGGGACGUGAAACCGGAGAACGUGCUGGUAUCGACGAAUGGCGUCGUCAAAUUGUGCGAUUUUGGCUUCGCCCGACUGGCGACCAAUACCAACGAACCUCUGACGGAUUACGUGGCAACAAGAUGGUACAGAGCCCCGGAACUGCUGGUUGGAGAUCAGAGCUACGGCACCGGGGUCGAUAUUUGGGCUAUAGGCUGCCUCUUCGCGGAAAUGAUGACCGGGGAACCCCUCCUUCCAGGGGAGAGCGACAUCGAUCAGCUGUUUCUGAUCGUUAAGAUGAUAGGUAAACCUUGUCCAAAACAUCUCCAAUUGAUGAGCAAGAGUUCGGCGUUGCGUGAAAUCAAGGCCGCCAGUCCCCAGUCCAGCAACAGCCUUCACAGGAACUUCGAAGACUGGCCCACGAACACUCUGGAUAUCCUCGCGUCCUGUCUGAAGAUGGACCCGAGCCUUAGGGCCACCUCUGAGGAGCUCCUAAGACACAGCUACUUCACCCACGAUAAUUUUCCCCAGAUCUUCUUACCAGCCUUGAGGGAGAAGGUGCUUAUGGAGUACAACAGCAACCCUCUACUGAGGAAGGUGAAGGCUGAAAUAUUGUAUUCUACCGAUCGUCACGAGGAGCAGAGGGUCAGGAAGCCUUCGUCUAACGAGCCUUGCAAGUGGAAGUUUCAUUUCGGCGCUGGAGAUUCUCUAGGUCCAACCAAGAGGAAACAGCACGACACAUACGAAAACAUGACUGACAGGAGCCAGAGGUCUAACCACAGGACCACGCCGAAAGUGUCACUCAACAAAUUGAAGGAAAAAAACGCGUCAAAAUCGCAAUACAGCUUGGACUUUCAAAAUGGUAACAACACAGCAGAAAUGUACAUGCUUGAAAAGUCCCUAGAAUCCCUGGCUAGGCUCAGUCAGAAAUACGACUACAGCAGGUCAGAUUCUCCAUUGAAGGAGCUGUCCAACGACAACAAAACCAACACCAAUGACCAUCACACCACCCAGAACCAACUGGGACAUAGUUUGAACCAUAAAGAUCAGCUUAUAACCAAAAAAUCCCCGCUGUACCCAACCAAGUCAACAAUCAGUCAGUUAUCCCUAACUGGUUUCAGCAGCAAGAGCCAACUGUUCAAGAAAGAUCAACAACCGAACUUCGCAUCCACCACUUGGGUGGACGGCGAGGGUAGAAGAACCCACAGGAGAGGAUCCAGAGGAGAUUUUACCCUACCAAACUUACCCGGAGCCACGGUCACGCCGAACAAAACGAAGAAGAAGAAUUUUCAAGAGGCCGACUCCCUUCAAUCGGACACCGUAACGCCCGCGUACAGGUAUUCGAAGGCCAAGAGAAGAUACAACGGUUCGACGAAAGUGGCUGAUGGAUUUCGUUACGAUAAUGUUUAGGACUAACGUAUUGACUUUUAUUUAUGUGCAUCUACCAAUAAAAAGUAUAUUUUU
Molecule: messenger RNA, 2003 nt
Organism: Coccinella septempunctata (seven-spotted ladybird)
Lineage: Eukaryota; Metazoa; Arthropoda; Insecta; Coleoptera; Coccinellidae
Product: cyclin-dependent kinase-like 2
Exons: 10
Coding region: 189-1949 (586 amino acids)
Biological process (GO): protein phosphorylation
Cellular component (GO): nucleus
Molecular function (GO): cyclin-dependent protein serine/threonine kinase activity; ATP binding
Source: RefSeq, a predicted model, not a curated record